Lodderomyces elongisporus is the source of this 1596-nucleotide messenger RNA. RefSeq lists its product as uncharacterized. NCBI's taxonomy places the organism in Eukaryota, Fungi, Ascomycota, Pichiomycetes, Serinales, Debaryomycetaceae. Gene Ontology annotation, cellular component: cytoplasm. The record is from RefSeq and is a predicted model, not a curated record. The coding region runs from base 1 to 1596 and encodes 531 amino acids. The transcript is spliced from 2 exons.
AUGUACCAACAAUCGCCACAUACGUACUCAUCAGCUGAUUCGUUCAAGCGAUCUUCCAACAACCCAUUUAGACAACUUCCUCCUACACCCGCACAGCACAGGACAACACACAACUAUAGUCCACGGAAAUCCUCGACUCUAUCUACAAGCUCUAGUCAAUUUGAUAGUUGGGUUGCAAAAAACAAACAACUCCUCGACAGCUCGGAUGAGGAGGAUUUUUAUGCAGAGGAUGAGGAUGGCGAGGGAUCAGUUGUUAGCCCAAAUAAAGUAUUGUCGUAUUACCAAAGCAAUGGCUCUGCAGAUAGCAUUAAACAACCUACAUCUUACUUUAACACUCCAAGCAAGAGACUGAGUCUCAACCCCCACAUGCAUGUACCACAACAACCUCAGUUCCAACAACCACCACGACCAUCGGCUAUGCCCAGACCCAUUAGGGCAGGCAGUGAUUCCAGUAUCAACUACUCUAAAAGACCCAUGAAAUCAAACAACCCAUUUGCUUCCGCUUUGAAUGAGGAGCAGGAUAGAACUGAACGUAGAUCUCCGGAGCGCCACAGACUGAAUGUCCCACCAGCUCGUCCACCAAAACCACCUCAGUCUGAAUUUGCCCCACCUUCUUAUGAAGAAGCAGCAGGCCCUGAAGCUAGUAAAAGGGAGUACAGAAGAGAAAAAGAACCAUCAUCGUCGUCUUCAUCAAACUCACACUCACACUCACAAUCACAAUCACAAUCACAAUCACGUUCACGUUCACACCCACAUUCAUCGUCAAGAGAGCACCGUAGAGGUUCUGGGUCUGGCUCUACAUCUGACCCAGACUCCAAGAGUCAUAGACACCACCAUCACUCGUCUAGUAGUCGCCACAAGUCUUCCAAAAAAUCCUCUAAGAAGAAGGAAGCUGUGCCAGCAAAGAAUUUGGACACCAUUGAUAAGCUCGACGUUACAGGUUUCUUUGGUGGCGGGUUCCAUCACGACGGUCCAUUUGAUGCUUGCACUCCUCACAGAAACAAGAAUGUCAAGAAAGCACCAGUGAUGGCAUUCCCCAUAGAUGGCCCCAAUAACUCGAUUGCCGGUGCAGCAAAUGUUGAUAAAGAUGCUCAGAUGAAACUCGCUUUUGGAAACUAUGAUGCACGCGAUGAGUACACCGAUUCCGAAAUUAAGGAAAACCCACCAGUGAUUAAAACGAACAGAGUCACCAACGAUCCUUCAACAAGCAUAUACACACCAAAGCAAAACCCUUCAGUGAUCAACUUUGACUCCCAGGGCAAAGCAGAACCUAUACACGGAGAAUCUACUGCUGGAUUAGGAUCUACAACUUUUCUUAAUGGCGCACCAGCACCCAAGGCUGCAGACGACCAUUUAAAUGUGAACAAUGGUGGUCUUGCUAGAAAAAAAUCAUUGGCUCAAAGGUUAAGAAAGAAUAGCGGCUCUGAAGGCAACUCCAGGAGAUCCUCCAAUGAUGGUCUCUAUGCUGCAGUAUCUGACGGUGCAAAUGGUAGGCGCGGGUCCUUCAACACUUUAGACACUGAUAACUCAGAUGACUUGAAACCUCCUGGAAACUCCUUCAUACGAAGGGUAAAAAGUUUGAAAGUGAGAAGGUAG